CCCCGGGUACGUGGCGCGCGGUCCCGCUGUAGGUUCUUGUGUCACGAGCCUUAUCCGAGCCGCGGAGUGGAGGCAGGAGAAUUAUAGCGGACAUCACUAUCACAGGACAUCUCAUUUAACACGUUUGAACAGAGACGGUGUUUAAUCGUAAGUCGAUGUUCGGCAGGUAACUCUGUCUGCUGAGAGCGGUCGGUUAAUCGGUGAUGUUUUCCACCAUUUGAAUGAUAUCGCUGGCCAGCUAGCUAGCUAGCUGUUGAGCUAGCUUUACGGUGCGUGACUCGAAGUAACUUAACGUUAAACUGACGGACGUUAUUUUCAUUAACGCAUCAGGCUGCAUUCCUUCUGGAAACAUCCCCAGAGUGGUGUUUCUACCUGAAGUCAAUCCUUACUGCAAGUGUUAGAGCAGAGCUGCUAAUCUUAGCCUGAUAAGGAUUGAAUGAAAUAACGUUAGCUUGUCAUAGCCAGCGGAAACGAGCCAGUUAUCCGGGAGAACUUAUCCCGGGUUAACAACCGACAUCCAGCAAAUCCAGCACAUGCUAACCACGCCAGCCUCCUACAGACACCGUCACAGUGAGGUGGUAGCUAACAGUCAGUCAUAGAGCUGUGAAGGGCUGCUCAGGAGCUGCUACAGACCUCAGGUUGGCCCUGUUCAGACCAGGGAGAGAAGCUGACCGACAGUUCGGUUUAACGGAUCAGGGCUGAGAGAGAACACAAACCUGCAAACAUGCCGGCUGUGUCGAAGGGAGACGGGAUGCGCGGAUUAGCGGUGUUCAUCUCGGACAUCAGAAACUGUAAGAGCAAGGAGGCCGAGAUCAAACGCAUCAAAGAGCUGGCCAACAUCCGCUCCAAGUUCAAAGGGGACAAAGCUCUGGACGGAUACAGCAAGAAGAAAUAUGUCUGCAAGCUACUCUUUAUCUUUCUGCUCGGACAUGACAUCGACUUUGGACAUAUGGAGGCCGUCAACCUGCUGAGCUCCAACAAGUACACAGAGAAGCAGAUUGGUUACCUGUUCAUCUCAGUCCUGGUGAACAGCAACAGCGAGCUGAUCCGUCUGAUCAACAAUGCCAUCAAGAACGAUCUGUCUAGCCGUAACCCCACCUUCAUGUGCCUGGCCCUUCACUGCAUCGCCAACGUGGGGAGCCGCGAGAUGGCCGAGGCCUUCGCCAGCGAGAUCCCCCGGAUCCUGGUGGCUGGAGAUACGAUGGACAGUGUGAAACAGUCGGCCGCUCUGUGUCUGCUGAGGCUGUAUAAGACCUCUCCGGACCUGGUGCUGAUGGGGGAGUGGACGUCUCGAGUGGUUCACUUGCUCAAUGACCAGCACAUGGGUGUGGUGACAGCAGCCAUCUCUCUCAUCACCUGUCUGAGCCAGAAGAAUCCAGAUGAGUUUAAGACCUGUGUGUCUCUGGCUGUGUCCCGACUCAGCAGGAUCGUUUCGUCGGCCUCCACCGACCUGCAGGACUACACAUACUACUUUGUCCCUGCACCGUGGCUCUCCUGCAAGCUGCUGCGCCUGCUGCAGUGCUACCCUCCUCCAGAGGAUGGUGCCGUCAAAGGCCGUCUGGUCGAGUGUCUGGAGACCAUCCUCAACAAGGCCCAGGAGCCCCCCAAGUCAAAGAAGGUCCAGCACUCCAACGCCAAGAAUGCUAUCCUGUUCGAGGCCAUCUCACUCAUCAUCCACUACGACAGUGAGCCGAACCUGCUGGUGCGAGCCUGUAACCAGCUGGGCCAGUUCCUGCAGCACAGAGAGACUAACCUGCGCUACCUGGCUCUGGAGAGCAUGUGCACUCUCGCCAGCUCUGAGUUCUCUCAUGAAGCCGUGAAGACGCACAUUGAGACCGUCAUCAACGCUCUCAAGACCGAGAGGGACGUGAGUGUCCGGCAGCGAGCAGCCGAUCUGUUGUACGCCAUGUGUGACCGCAGCAACGCCAAACAGAUCGUAGCUGAGAUGCUGAGCUACCUGGAGACAGCAGAUUACUCCAUCAGAGAGGAGAUGGUGCUGAAGGUGGCCAUCCUCGCAGAGAAGUAUGCUGUUGAUUAUUCCUGGUACGUGGACACCAUCCUUAACCUCAUCCGCAUAGCUGGAGACUACGUCAGCGAAGAGGUCUGGUAUCGCGUCAUCCAGAUUGUCAUCAACCGAGAUGAUGUUCAGGGCUAUGCCGCCAAGACGGUCUUUGAGGCCUUGCAGGCUCCUGCCUGCCAUGAGAACAUGGUGAAGGUUGGAGGCUACAUUCUGGGAGAGUUUGGAAACCUUAUUGCUGGUGAUCCUCGAUCCAGCCCCCUGGUCCAGUUUAACCUUCUUCACUCCAAGUUCCAUCUGUGCUCGGUGCCGACCCGCGCCCUACUGCUAUCCGCAUACAUCAAAUUUAUCAACCUGUUCCCAGAGACCAAGGCCACCAUCCAGGAAGUGCUGCGCUGCGACAGCCAGAUCCGCAACUCAGACGUGGAGUUGCAGCAGAGGGCUGUCGAGUAUCUAAAGCUCUCCUCCAUUGCCAGCACCGAUGUCUUGGCCACCGUCCUGGAGGAGAUGCCUCCAUUCCCUGAGAGAGAGUCGUCCAUCCUGGCUAAACUGAAGAAGAAGAAGGGGCCUGGUGCUGUUUCUGUGACAGAGCUGGAAGACAACAAGAGGGAGGGCGGGGAGCUGAACGGAGGAGGCGACCGGGGACCUGACACAUCUGCUAUGGCUGCCUCCAACGCUUCUACCCCCUCUCCGUCUGCAGACCUCCUCGGGAUUCGUUCUGCAGCUCCUAUUGGUGCUGCUCCAGCCAGCGCUGGCAGCCUAUUGGUCGAUGUUUUCUCUGAGGCAGGGCCAGCUGCUCCCUCUGCGGCUGUGAACGAUGACGGCUUCCUCAGCUCUGCUCCUCCCUCUGAGGAUCCUGCUCCUCCUCUGCCUGAGGCAGAUGAACUCCUCAACAAGUUUGUGUGCAAGAACAACGGAGUUCUGUUUGAGAACCAGCUGCUACAGAUUGGCAUCAAGUCAGAGUAUCGUCAGAAUCUGGGGAGGAUGUACUUAUUCUACGGUAACAAGACAUCAGUGCAGUUCGCCAGUUUCACCACCGCAGUCAGCUGUCCUGGAGAGCUGCAGUCUCAGCUCAACGUUCAGACUAAACAAGUGGAGCCGCUGGUGGAGGGUGGAGCUCAGAUUCAGCAGGUCUUAAACAUCGAGUGUCUGACCGACUUCUCGGAUGCUCCGCUGCUCAACAUCAAGUUCAGAUAUGGUGGAGCUCUGCAGAAUCUGACCCUGAAACUGCCUGUCACCAUCAACAAGUUCUUCCAGCCCACUGAGAUGACCUCACAGGACUUCUUCCAGCGCUGGAAACAGCUCAGCCAGCCUCAACAAGAAGCACAGAAGAUCUUCAAGGCUAAUCACGGCAUGGACACUGAAGUCCUGAAGGCUAAGCUGCUGGGACUAGGAACGGCCCUGCUGGACAACGUCGAUCCAAACCCAGAGAACUACGUGUGUGCCGGGGUGAUCCAGACGAAGGGCCAGCAGGUGGGCUGCCUGCUGAGACUUGAGCCCAACGCACAGGCACAGAUGUACCGUCUGACCCUGCGCUGCAGCAAGGACUCUGUCUCCAAGCGUCUCUGUGAGCUGCUGGCCGAACAGUUCUAGAGUCCAGACCAGAACCAGACCAGAUCUCCCACCAUCCCCACCAGCCAGCUGUCCCCUGGAGCCCUCUUCCUCCUCCUCCUCCUCCUCCUCCUCGUCCUCCCCCUCCUCUUCCUCCCCCAACAAAGAGUCUUUGAGUAAAAACAAGUUGUAACCUACAUAAGGGAAAGCAGCCACUGCUAGCAGCAGUGUCAAUAUUCUGUCAUUCUUCUGAUCCCAGAUCAUCUUCUUCUCGUUUAUUAACAUGAUGCUUCGUUCUUGUUUCUGUUGGUGUUUACCUGUGUAGCUGCUGGCCACCACUCUGAGCGUGUGUGUGGGUGGGUGUGUGUGCGUGUGUGUGUGUGUGUGUGUGGGUGUCCCUUGGUUGUGCUGGGGUCCUAUUCUGCUGCAUCCUGGCUGCUCUGUCGUGCUCAUCAGAUAAAUACUCACCCGUGUGUGUGAGUGUGUGUGUGUGUGUGAGACAUUUCAUUUGAUAAACAUUCCUUUAAGUCAGAGGGGUGACGCUGGUUAUUGAAUACUCACACAUGUGCACACACACACAAAUACACACGAUUCUGGGGGUCCAGUUUUUACUCUCUCCCCUCAAACAUUCCCAGUAUCAGGUUGCUAAAGGUGUUGGGAUGAUCUCAGAUCCCCGCCCCCCCAACCCUACAUUUCCUCCUAGUCCCAGUUGUGAACUACCGCCCCAACUCCCCAAUCUGAUCCACGUGUGUUUUUGAUGUGUGUGUAAAUAUGUGCAAUGUGUUCCUGUUUUGCUUUCUGACACAUUCCCAUCACGCUGGUUUAAAAUGACGACUCACGGUGGAGACUGCGUGAGUGCGGGGACAGGGUUAGCUCAGGGGUCUUUGUAUUCGAAGGGGCGCUCACAUAUUUUCACAUGUACUUAUUUCUCCUGUAAAACUGGAACAUUAAUGUCACUUCUGACGUUUUUCACAUUCAUUUCCUCCUCCUCCUCCAAGAUGAGCAACACAGCUGCGACACUGAAGCUCUAUUGUCCACAUUUCAAGCUGCUCAUUUUUUUGUAGGGCAUUUCCAUAAAGAGUAUCCAGAACCUUUAAACCAAGUAGCUCCUUUUUCAAGGGACUAAAAGGUACCGCCAGGACAUUUCUGUCAGUGGUUUUAGAUCACACCUAUACUCCACUGAUCAAAAAUGUCAUGCUUAGCCAUUUCCACCUCACAAGUCCUUGCACUUUCAGAAAGUAGUACCCACAAAGCAAGAACCUUUUGGUGGUACCAAAAAAAAAAAAGGGUCUCGCAAUGAGUUCCUCCAGAAGUCCUUGGUCCCAUAGUUCCAGAGGAAGCUGGCUCAGGCCGAACAGAGUCUGUGGUUGUUAUCUCUCUGAGGAUGUUCGCAGCUUUAGCACAAAUAGAUACACCAAUAGAGUAAUCUAGAGAAUAUAAACGCUUAAAAUGACACAUUGCAGCUCUGUGUGUUUGAUUCUGGACUCUCAGUCAUGUCCCUGCUCCUUCAGCUAAGGGUUUAUAGAAGAGACCAAACUCAAGCAGAGCACUAAACGUUUCCUUUUUCCGCUUCUUCCUCGGUGUCUCUCACACACGGCAGCCAUCUUUCUCUCAUAUGCACUUCUAAUGUUGUACCUCUGUCUUUCGAGUUUGCAAGUUCUAAAAAAAAUGAAGGAAAUCUGACAAGUUAGUGCGACCUCGCAGCUUCCAGAUUGAUCAGCAUCGAUACAAAUCUGGAGGGACAUAAUCAGACUAAAACUGCACGUUGGUUAACUCAUUAGCUAGUCUCAGGCAACAGCUGACUUUAGAAUUUAUCCACUUCCUAGCUAACACUACCAUGAGCUGGGGAUUUCCACCUCUCAAUGAAUCCUUUAACACUACCAAACUGUAAUAUUAGCCAACAAGUAUCUAAAUGCUCACGUUAGCUGUUGUCUAAGGAUAGUAAAUAAGUUAUUUGAUAUGUGGUGUUAAUGCAAAAUAUGUCUGAAUGCCCCUCUACACUUUACAAUUGUCUUUCAGAUGCUGAUACACCAAGAAUUAGUCAAACAAUCAAAGCAGUCGGACAUCAUAACAAUAUGUUAGCCUCACUCUGAGCGUGAUGUCAGAGGAAAAUGGCCGCUGUGUGUAUGUGAUGACUGUGGUGGUGGCGGGAGGGGGCAGGAUGCCAGACACCCACAUGUCCAUUACAACUACACGGGACUCAGUGUGUUUGUGUGUUUGUGUGUGUGUGUGUGUGUGUGUGUGAGAGUGUGAGAGUGAGAGUGAGAGAGAGAGAGAUUGAGAGAGUGUGUAUGUGGUUGAGCGAGUGUGGCUGUAAGCAGGUAAUAAUAAAAAAAAUGAAGCCUAAAGACAUUUCUAACCCAUGGUCACAUGACAUUCUGACAGGAAGUUGAACUUUGUAGUGUAGUCAUUCUGUGUGUGUGUAUGUGAGUGUGUGUGUGUGUGUGUGUGUGUGUGUGUGUGUGUGUGUGUAUGUGUGUGUGUGUGUGUCUAUGCAGUAUCCACUAGCUGUUGCAGCCUCAUGUAUCGGUGUUAAAGACCUGUCCAAUACCUGUGUUAGAAUAAGAUUUACUCUGUAAUGAAGAAAUGUGAAAGUAAAAAUAUGCCAUAUAUCCGA
Notolabrus celidotus (New Zealand spotty) is the source of this 6185-nucleotide messenger RNA. RefSeq names its product adaptor related protein complex 2 subunit alpha 1 (gene ap2a1). Gene Ontology annotation, molecular function: clathrin-cargo adaptor activity. NCBI's taxonomy places the organism in Eukaryota, Metazoa, Chordata, Actinopteri, Labriformes, Labridae. Gene Ontology annotation, biological process: intracellular protein transport; clathrin-dependent endocytosis. Gene Ontology annotation, cellular component: AP-2 adaptor complex; membrane coat. The record is from RefSeq and is a predicted model, not a curated record.